UGGGGGGUAUCUGUGAGUAUAUUAUUAAUGGGGGGUAUCUGUGAGUAUAUUAUUAAUGGGGGUUAUCUGUGAGUAUAUUAUUAAUGGGGGGUAUCUGUGAGUAUAUGAAUUAUGUGAGCGGUGGGUGUGAGUAUAUUUAUGUGUUGCGUGUGGCAGUGCCAGUGGAUCCAGGCUCACACACCCCUUGGUUCUCUCGAUUCCCGGAGAAGAUGUGGGAGAAGACAAACAACUGCCCGAUGACAUUAGCCAUUUCCCAGUUAAUCCCUUUCUUGUUGGCACGAGAGCAGCUGGAAAAUGCCGGGUUACCGGCCUCUCCCGGGAGUGAAGUUGAAGGCAGGCGCGGUGCAUAUCACACAGUGUAUGUUUUUAAGGGGUCCACGUUGCCAGCUCCUACGACACUUCGCCUAAAUUAAAAGGCAACCAAUCGAAACGGCCGGAAGGGGGGGGAGCCAAGCAAUGCCGGGAUGCCAAUCACCCAGCGUGGAGCCAAUCAGCGGGGGCCCUGCGCUCGGCUUCCUAGUAUUUGGGCUAGUGUAGUGGUUGGUGUGCUCGCUUCGAGCUAAGGAAACAUUCUCCAGUCCCAGCUCAGUGAGGGAGGGACACCGAGAGCUGUCACACAGGGAGAGAGAAAGGGGGAGCCCAACCCAAGCAACUUGCACUGACUUACUGUGAGCAGGAGGCACAUCCCAACCUUCCACUGCAGCGGGGGGCACCAAGCACUGAGCAAAGAGCUGCAAGAGUAGGAUGUGCCAGAUGCUGCCCUUGCUACGGACCCUCGCACUGACCACUGACUCUUCCAAAGGGGGGGCACCGCUCCAACAAUAACAACUUUGUGCCAUGCAUCUUCAUCACCGCCGAGAGUUUGGGACAGGAGAGCGGCCAAAGUUGUAGAAGGAGAGGCGGAAGCAGAACGUGUCCCGGUCCCGCAAAUGUCAUGUCCCGGGAAGGCGGCGAGUGACGGGCAGUGGGCGCCACGAGAGACUGGGAGCGAGUAGGGAUUUGUUACUCUUGGACAAAAGGAGCCACACGGGAUUGUUGUUUAGCCAGCGGCAUCCGCUAACAGGUGAACUGAGCUUGGCUGCGCGGAGCAGGGGGGAGCCUCAUUGGGAGACAUUGGCAAAGGGCUGAUCCUCCAAGGACAAAAGUGCAUCUCAAGGGGGAAGCGUUGACGGGCUGUUGCGGGGGAGGACGAGAGGAAGCCCUAAACCUGUGGAUAGCAGCGUGCAGGGGGGAAGUGAUGGCCACGGCUGCCUCUAACCCCUACCUCCCCAGCAACAGCAUCCUCUCCCCGGGAUCCAUCGUGCACUCAGACUCAGGGGGGGGAAUGCAGCCUGGAAGCGCCGCCGUCACCUCAGUGGCAGGAGGAUACCGGGGGGACCCCACGGUGAAGAUGGUGCAGAGUGACUUCAUGCAGGGGGCAAUGGCUGCCAGCAACGGGGGGCACAUGCUGAGCCACGCACACCAGUGGGUUACUGCCUUACCCCACGCAGCGGCGGCGGCAGCAGCUGCAGCAGCGGCAGAGGCAGGCUCUCACUGGUCCAGCAGCCCGGUGGGUAUGACAGGCAGUCCGCAGCACCCUCAGCAACAACAACAGGACGUUAAAGGGGGAGCUGGGAGAGACGAACUGCACCCUGGGGCCGCACUACAUCACCGGCCACCUCACCUAGGACCCCAUCAAGGGCAUCCAGGAGGCUGGGGGGCGGCAGCCGCAUCACACAUUCAGUCAAUGGCAGCGGGGACUCCACAGCAGCAGCAGCAACAACAGCAGCAGCAGCAGCAGCAAGCUCUUCUAUACUCCCAAACGGGGGCAUUCACUGUGAACGGUAUGCUGAGCCCACCCCCGGGGAGCCAAAACCUGGUACAUCCAGGACUAGUAAGGGGAGACACGCCAGAACUCGGGGACCAUCCUGGGCAUCAUCAUCACCACCAUCACCAGCAUCAACAACACCACCAGCAACAACAGCAGCAGCUUCACCAUGAUGGGUUGAAUAGCCACGACCCUCAUUCUGAUGAAGACACCCCGACCUCGGAUGACCUGGAGCAAUUUGCCAAGCAGUUUAAGCAGCGCAGGAUCAAGCUGGGCUUUACUCAGGCAGAUGUGGGCCUGGCCCUGGGCACCCUCUAUGGCAAUGUCUUCUCCCAGACCACCAUCUGCAGGUUCGAGGCGCUCCAGCUCAGCUUUAAGAACAUGUGCAAGCUCAAGCCUCUGCUCAACAAGUGGCUGGAGGAGGCCGACUCCUCCACUGGCAGCCCCACCAGCAUCGACAAAAUCGCAGCGCAGGGCAGGAAGAGAAAGAAGAGGACUUCAAUAGAGGUGAGCGUAAAAGGGGCAUUGGAGAGCCACUUUCUCAAGUGCCCUAAACCAGCGGCUCAGGAAAUCACCAACCUGGCGGACAGCCUCCAACUGGAGAAGGAGGUGGUUAGGGUCUGGUUUUGCAACCGCAGGCAGAAGGAGAAGAGGAUGACCCCACCGGGGAUCCAGCAGCAGACGCCAGAUGAUGUCUACUCCCAGGUGGGCAAUGUAGGGGCUGACACACCGCCCCCUCACCACGGGAUGCAGACUAGUGUGCAAUGACUGGAGUGGGCACCCAGCAGCUGUCUGACCGGCCAGGCAAUGGCAGGCAGCAACCAUCACAUUCAGCAGCCAGGCUCGCCCAGACUGCUCUCUUUUUUAUAAACACAUAACAUAUAUAAAUAUAUAUAUAUAUAUACAGAGAGACCCAGUCGCAUUCAGCAAAGCGCUUGGACUCGUACUGCCGUGGCACGUGGGUGGAGAUGCAGAAUGCACCAAAAAAAUCUGCAGAGGUUCCUUUUUAAUAUAUAUAUAUUAUAUUUUUAAUAUUGUUUUUUAUUUGCCUUACGACUCCCACCCAGCUCCAGCAAAGAGCAACUCCUUUGCCACUUCCCCUCUCCUUCUUCUAUAAGAGCCAAUAUUUUGCCCAGCUUUAAGCAUUAUAAGGGAUAUCUAUGUCUGGGAUGUUUUUACUUUAUAAGAAAUAUUUGUCCUUUUUUUUUACAAUUAAUAUUAUUAUUAUUAUUGUUAUUAUUGUGACCAUCCAGUAAAGGAGCUAAUUAAAAGGAAGUGACCUGGAACUUGCAGAAUCCGUGGGGCUGAGUUGUCAAAAUAAGAAACUGCCAGCUGAUCCCCACUGGUGCCUCAGUGCCCAUAUUUCAGCUAAGCGAGGAAUUAGGUUCAUGGCACCAAAGUGACCAGUUGCAAUUUAUUGGAAUAUAUUUCUCGCUGGGAUUAAACAGGGUACAGAACAUCAAAGGCAGAGGGACAGAGUCUUGGCACCCGAACUUUAUUCUCCAAUAUUAAAUCAUUUUUAAGAUGUCAAGUACCGUAUAUUUUUGUGGCUCUUCCUAAUGUUGGGAAAGUAGCACUCUCAUGCCCACAUUUUUUUUAUUUAAACAUAAAAAUGACUGCUUAUGAUUGAAAUAUAUUUAAAAUACACUUUAGGAGAUUUACAUUCUGGACAUCAGCAGCUGCACUUAUCCCCCUCCAACCAAGUCCAUAGCCAACUCUGAAUGGGUGCUGAGGAUGAGAGUCAAUAAUACUGCCAUUUCCGUGCAGUGAUUUUGGUACGUUUUAAUAAACAGACUU
This is a messenger RNA of Xenopus laevis (African clawed frog), 3604 nucleotides long. It is a transcript of the gene pou3f3.S, whose product is annotated as POU class 3 homeobox 3 S homeolog. The record is from RefSeq and is a predicted model, not a curated record. Gene Ontology annotation, molecular function: DNA binding; DNA-binding transcription factor activity, RNA polymerase II-specific; DNA-binding transcription factor activity. Bases 1238 to 2575 code for a protein of 445 amino acids. Gene Ontology annotation, cellular component: nucleus. The transcript has a single exon. Gene Ontology annotation, biological process: brain development; regulation of DNA-templated transcription; regulation of transcription by RNA polymerase II. Lineage: Eukaryota; Metazoa; Chordata; Amphibia; Anura; Pipidae.